AUGGUGCUCUUGACUUCCGGGACUGUCGCAACCCUGCUCAUUCCAAUCACCUGUGUGUGCACAUUCAGCAUUUUUCUCGCUGGAUAUGCUCUCCAACAACACUCGGUGCGCAAAAUACAGGAUGCAAUACGGCCAUAUGAUGUAAUACCAACGAUUCCUGACGAAUUCUCACACGAUAACACGCGAGAAACGAUAACGGAUCCCAAAACCGGCGAGCUUGUGACGAUCAAUAAAGGCAAUUUCGCCUAUGUGCAGCUUCUCUCCGAACCAAACCCAUCUGAUAUAUGCUCUUCAAUUCUAUUUUUCAAGAAACUUAUUGAUGGGGAAUCCGAAAUCGGAGAUCGCCUGUUUAUGUACCCUGAAGAAUGGGAUAUGAUCGCCUCGUCAGAUCCGAAUAUCAAUGCGGCGCUUUCUACGCUGCAGACCGCGAGCAAGAAAUACGACUUUUGGCUUCUUCCAAUCAGCAUGAAUCUUGUUACGCAGCAAGGCUACUCACUCACCGACUCGAAACUGCUUCGCCUGGGCGAGAUCCAAUUCAUGCGAUAUGACAGCGUGCUAUAUCUCCGAUCACCCGGUUUCUUACUCGACGCGAAGGAGCUCGACAAAAUGCUGCUGAGCAGACCUCUGCCACUCAAAUAUGACAUCAACCGCUUAGAGUCUUACCGCAACGAGGCCUGGAUAGGCAUGCCCCUACUCGCACAUCAAGAGGCCAGAUUGCCACCAGUCUAUUUAAUUUCGGUGAACACUAUGCGUAAUCGAGUCGAAGCCCGUACGCAUAUUCCAAAUGUGGCCAUGCGCGGAUUCGGUGACUUGGCUGCCGGGCCGACUUAUAAGUGUACGAGCGGCAUUGAUCCUGCAUAUGUCUUCUUUGAAUGGGAUGAGGACAGACACAACACCAAGCAGGAGGAUAAUCCAUAUUAUCACCAGUGGCGAAAGGAGCAGACUCAAGUCUGCAAGGAAGUCAAUUUUGAUUUAUAUUAA
This is a messenger RNA of Talaromyces rugulosus, 981 nucleotides long. RefSeq lists its product as uncharacterized. NCBI's taxonomy places the organism in Eukaryota, Fungi, Ascomycota, Eurotiomycetes, Eurotiales, Trichocomaceae. The transcript has a single exon. The record is from RefSeq and is a predicted model, not a curated record. Bases 1 to 981 code for a protein of 326 amino acids.